AUGGACGCUCUGCUGGCAGCGCUCGUCGCGCUAAUGGCACUAGCUGCCGCGAUGGCCGCCGUGCUGAGCACGCUAUCCAAGGCGGCGAUUUUCGCCAUACUCGCGAUCGCACCUUGUGUUUAUCGAUACAGGAAGAAGAUUUAUGUGAUCGUGAAAACAUUACCAAGGGAUCUCAAGUUCCUAUGGCGGUACGCAAAUGCGAUGAUUCGUACGGCAAUAUAUGCACGAAACAACUGCUCCGUUGCGGAGUUGUUUACGAAGAGAGCCCUCAAACAGCCCGAUGCACCGUGCUUCUUUGUCGUCGACGAUCGCACAUGGACAUUCAGAGAGAUGGCAGAAAAAUCGAACCAAGUGGCUCGGGUAAUGCAGGAGAUGGGGCUGAAGCGUGGUGACGUGGUGUGUAUCUUCAUGCCUAACUGUGCGGAAUAUGUUUACAUGUGGCUGGGUAUGGCCAAGCUGGGUGUGGUCUCUGCUCUCAUCAACAGUAAUCUGCGACACAAACCUUUGUUACAUUGUAUCCAGGUCGCAAAAGCUAAAGCUAUUAUAUACUCUGAUUGUUUGGUUGGUGCCGUGGCCGAUAUAAAUGCGGACCUCUCCGCGGAUAUAAAGCAAUUUCAGUUAUAUGGCGACUGUGCACCAGGAGUCACGGAUAUGCGCUCUGAGAUGGAGAAGCAGUCUCCAGAUUAUCCAAACGUGGUUGAUAAGCCUCAGUACAAUGAUACACUUCUAUACAUCUACACGUCAGGCACAACGGGAAUGCCAAAGGCAGCUGUCAUGAAGAACUCAAAGUACUUGAUUGUGGUGGUAGCAACAGUUCACAUGCUGGGUCUGAAAAGCAGUGACCGCAUGUACAACCCCCUACCGCUCUACCAUCUCGCUGGCGGGCUGGUAGGGACAGCGGCUGCUUUAGUUGAUGGUAUACCCUCGGUACUUCGGAGCAAAUUCUCAGCAUCCAAUUACUGGAGUGAUUGUAUCAAGUACGAGUGCACGGUUUCUCAGUACAUCGGAGAGAUGUGCCGAUACCUGCUGGCCCAGCCUUCGAAGCCUACUGACACUCAGCACGGAGUGCGGAUUAUGGUUGGAAAUGGAAUGAGACCUGCCAUAUGGCAGCAGAUUGUUGACAGGUUCAAAGUACCGCAGAUAAAUGAGAUAUAUGGAGCGACCGAGGGCAACGCAAACAUAAUUAACGUGGACAACACGGUGGGAGCGGUCGGUUUCCUUCCCAAGUUGGUGCCAACCAGACUUCACCCGAUUGCACUGGUCAAGAUCGACGAGCUUGGAAAUGUCAUUCGUGGUCCAGAUGGUUAUUGCAUACGCUGUCAGCCCAAUGAACCAGGAAUGUUUAUUGGACUAAUUUCUCAACGCAACGCAGCCCGUGCGUACCACGGAUACGUUGAUAAGAGCGCCAGUAACAAGAAAGUAGAGACGGAUGUCUUCAGCAAGGGUGACGCUGCGUUUGUGAGUGGUGACAUUCUGGUGGCUGACGAUUAUGGCUACCUCUUCUUCCGGGACCGCACCGGUGACACAUACAAGUGGAAAGGCGAGAACGUAGCCACGGCUGAAGUGGAGGAUGCACUAGGCCCAGUUCUUGAUCGACGGGAUUGUGUUGUCUAUGGGGUUUCGAUACCCCAAACGGAGGGACGGGCCGGCAUGGCUGCCAUUGCGGACCCUGAGCGGACAUUGGAUCUGAGCAAAUUGGCUGCACAUCUCGAUCAUUCUCUGCCAUCUUUCGCACGGCCACUGUUCCUGCGCCUCACCAAGGACAUUGAAAUCACUAGCACCUUUAAACUAAAGAAAUUGCAGUAUCAAAAGGAAGGUGUCGACCCGGACGUGAUCAAAGAUCCGCUGUACUUCCGCUCGGGCGCCGGCUUCGUGCCCAUCAACACUCCGCUCUUCAAUGACAUUUCCAACGGAAAGGUCAAACUCUAG
Molecule: messenger RNA, 1929 nt
Organism: Pieris macdunnoughi
Lineage: Eukaryota; Metazoa; Arthropoda; Insecta; Lepidoptera; Pieridae
Source: the annotation of a GenBank genome assembly